AUGAAUAAUGAAGCGACAGUUAAAUCAGCCGAAAAUACACCUGAGGCCGAAAGGAUUCCAGAGCCAGUAAACGAAGAUUGUUCGACACAGAAUCCGAAGACACAGCCGCAAAUAUCUAAACUGAAUAUGCCACUAAAUGACACAAAAUUAUCUCCACUGAAAAAAAAUCUCAACACCAGAGAAGGACAUCGCACCUUUGAAGAAAAUUACUACAACGGAUGUUCGUAA
Parnassius apollo (apollo) is the source of this 228-nucleotide messenger RNA. Lineage: Eukaryota; Metazoa; Arthropoda; Insecta; Lepidoptera; Papilionidae. The record is from the annotation of a GenBank genome assembly.